UAAUCAACUUCUUAUAUCCAAUCUAAAUCUCCCUUCAUUUAGUCUGGAACCAUUUCCCCUUGUCCUAUCACAGCAAGGUAGUGCUGAAAAGUCCAUCCCUUUCUUAUAACCCUACCCUGGCUGGUUCUGCUUCAGUCCCACAGCUGAGGGCUUUCUGCAGCUUAUGGCUUUGAGUUUCCCCCUGCCAGGCCAAGUGUGGGUGGGACAAGCUGAGCACAAGCACACGUGUGUCCUCUAUGAGCAGCUUCUGGGCUGUGCUGUAAGAGGAUUGCAGCCUGGUCUUGGCAAGAGGUCAGGAGCCGUGGUUACCUUUGUGCCAGUGCCCCUUUGUUUGCUUUUGGCUUUAGAAGAGGCAAGGUGAGGCGUUACUUAGGAAGCAGUGCCUGAGCCCAGCCGGGCCCUUACUGUGAUGGCCUUGCAUCUGCACAUCAGUGCUGACCUUGCACUGCACCAUCUGCAUCUGCACACCUUUCAGUCCCAGCAGCUCUGUGCGAUGGCUGCUGCCAGGCAUGUCCCGAGACCGCAGUAAAUACGUGGGACCUUUUCCUGCAUGAAUAGGAGAUCAUGUUUUUGAAAUCAGACAGGACAAUGUGACACGGUUUCAAACUGAAAGCGGGGACAUUCAGACUGGGUAGAAGAAAAAUGUUGUUUGCACUGAAGGCGGCGAGGCAUUGCACAGGGCGAGGUGGUGGUGCCCCAUCCCUGGGGACACCCAAUGCUCCGAGCACCGAUGGAGCUGUGGACUGGCCCAGGUGAGGGCACUUCAGGAAGCAGCUGUUUUCCUCGGAGAAGGAAAUACAAACAAACAACAGACAGAACCCCGCGCUCACAGCCCCAUCCCAGGCCGCGCCGCCCCACUGCCCGGUGACGUCUGCGUCAGCCAAUCGGUGCCGAGCGGGGCAGAGGGCCGUUUGACCGGUGAACGGCAUCCGCCUCACCCAAUCGGCUCGCGGCGCGACUCGCUGCUGGCCAAUAGAGGGAGGGGGGCGGGCGCGAAGAGGCCGGUAGGAAGCGCGGGGACGGGCCCGGUGUCGGCGGAUCGAGGUGUGCGGUGAGCGGGGCCGUUUGGGCGUUAACUCCUGCCGGGCCGCUUCCCUCGCCGCUUUUUUCGCCUCCUUGCUCCGUUGAGGUGAGCGGGGCUCUCCUUGCCGUCCCCGUGAGGCGCCGACUGUCCCGGUCCGGAGCUGAAAGAAUCAGUCGUUGGCCGCCUCCGAGACGCGGUGCCCCAGGACGGAUCGCUGAGGGCAAAGUGCCGUACCGGGCAGAGCUCCGGGGCGGCUGCUGGGAGCGCAGCCAUUGGGGGCGGCUCCGCAGCGAGCAGAAGUGAAACUGCCCGUGUUGUUGUCGCUUUCGAUUCCCGGGCGGAGUGCGGCCAUGGCUGCAGUCACGGAGGUGCAGACCCAGCUGUGUGGCAACUGCAAAAAGAAUAUUCCUGCUGCUAACUUCACCAUUCAUGAAAUCCACUGUAGCAGAAAUCUUGAAGUUUGCCAUUACUGCAAUGAAUCAGUCCCAAAGGCUGAGAUGAAGAACCACAUUGAUUCUGAACAUGUGCAGGUUACCUGCAAGUGCAGUAUGAAGGUUGAAAAAAGCCUCUUGGAGGAUCACGAGACAUUGGCGUGCCCUUUGCGUCCUGCAGUCUGCCAGCAUUGUGACAUCCAGCUUACUUUCAAUAAGCUUCAGGAUCAUGAAAAUUACUGUGGAGCUAGGACUGAGAUGUGUAGUGAUUGUGGCCUUAACGUAAUGGUAAAAGAUCUAAAAGAGCAUCCCCAAGUCUGUGGGAAAGAGGUGAAGCGAGUAAGCAAAACAGUGCCUCGCUUUGAGGGGGAGGAUGCAGGUCUGCGUUCCCUUCGAGACAUUAGAAACCAGCUAAGAUCGGAUAACUGUGCUGGGCCUUUGUGGAGAAUGCCCAGGGCACUAGAAAGGCAGAUCUAUAGCAACUGUGUAGGAGACAGAACACUUAAGGACAUUAGCAGAAGAAAUGUUUCAAGAACACAAAGAAAUCAAAAUCAAGAGUAUGGACUGGAGCAGCUGGAGAGAAAUAAAAACACUAACUCACUUUAUGAAGAGCAGAAUGCCAAUUUAGACCACAUGUUGGCUCUUAGCCUUCAGAACGAGAAUAAUCCUCGCAAUAAUACUGCAGCAAAGACUCACAGGGACGUCUGGGAAAACCACUAUGCCAAAGAGUUUGUGCCAUCUUCCUGUCCCAGUGAAACAGACAACUCAAAUACCUUUCCUUAUGACUCCUUACUGUCUUUGAACACUUCAAACCACAUGAAAUGUGAUGAGAUCAUGUUGCCGUGUGAGUUUUGUGAGGAGCUCUACCCUGCUGAAGAUCUGAUUCUUCAUCAGACAGGUUGUAACCCAGCAAGUGCCUUUGCCUCCUUCAGUAAAAGAAGUUCUCUGGAUCCACAAAAACAUGAUGAUCUGCCUAAUAUUGGGUACAACAGCUGUAGAUCUGAUUAUUCAUCCUGGUACCCAGCUGUCCAGGAAGAAGCAAACAUUAUCAUUCCCUGUGAAUUUUGUGGCAUUCAACUAGAAGAGGAGAUACUUUUUCAUCAUCAGGAUCAAUGUGACUUGCGCCCAGCCACAGCCAACCCAGCAGACAACUUUCCAUCACAGCAGCCACCAUCUCCUCGAGACAACAGAGAGAGGAGAGAAUCACCAGAGCUGGCUCGGAGGCGAAUCAGGCAUCAAGGAGAUGUUUCUCCUCGGUGCAUAGAAGGCUUCAGGCAGCAGAGGCUCAAUUGUCCUGCUCGAGGGAACAGGGCACUGAGUAAUGCAGCAAAUGCCAGGAAUGCACCACUGACCUCUUCUGGUACUGUGAGAACUGGUGAUGCUCUAAACUCGAGAGGGAAGCCAAGGAAGGUGGCUGGUAAUGAGGGAAGGCUGAAGAACAGAGAUACAGGUGAACCUGCCGGUGGGGCAACACCACGUGUGAGACCUACUCAGAACCUUCAUUCAGAAACCUUCACAUCCAGCUUGUCCAGAACUUCUCCAGUCCAACCAAGCAUCAGAAAUGAAGGAGGAAGGAAUCUGGGGAUGUCAGAUGUUCCAGCUGGCUUCAGGAACAGGAAGGCGAAGGCAAAGCCCCAGAGCCCUGAGUCUGGCUAUCCAGAGGAAGAGUGAUCCACAUAUGAAAAACUUAUCUAGCACUCUACGCGCUCCACUAUGCACUAUAGUACUUAUUUAUCUGAACGCAAGUAAUUGCUAUAUUGCCAUGUCAUUGAAAACUUUAUAUGAAUUCAAAUUUUUAUGGGCAGUGAUCAUUUUAUAUAUGUAUUUUUUAAUUUGUGAGUGUAUACUACAGGUUUUUACUUCUGUGAUCAACACUAGCAACUUCCUAAGAUACGUAUUUGCUAAUAUGCUUCUACUGAGGGAACCAUAUCAUCCCUGUUUCCAUACUAGCUUUUUGCAGCAUCCACUGAAGAGAACUACUUUUGUCAUACGCAUCUCUAGGCAUGUUUCCUGCUUGCUCAGUGCUAGUUAUUCUGAAGGCAGCAGCGCUAUAAAGAAAAGCAAAGCAAGCUCUCAGCCAGGACUAGGUGGGGGACAAGGGGAAGCAGUAUCUUGUCAGAGCCCUCUAUGCAAUGCUCUGUGCUGGCAUAUGGGGGAACACCUAGUGCUGUAGGGGGGCUGGUCUGUGGGCACAUUGAAUCUGGCUGCUUAGAGUAGUGAGCAGCUGAAAAGAGGGGGACAGGGUGCUACUGCUACCUUGCAGCUUCCUGUUGUACCUCUGGAUAGACCCUGCAGCACAGAAGGCAGCUGCACAUAUUCCAGUUUGUUACCUGAAGGGCUGAGGGCAUGGGGGAUCAUGACUUCUUUAGUGGAUGAGCUCUAAUCCCAGGAUUGUGUGACAAAAUGCUUUUUAAUGCUGUAUUAGUCAAUGCUUUUUAAAACUCCUUGUAAUAAAUUUAUCUAAUGUUAUAAUGAAA
Messenger RNA from Phasianus colchicus (ring-necked pheasant), 3932 nucleotides. It is a transcript of the gene TRAFD1, whose product is annotated as TRAF-type zinc finger domain containing 1. Gene Ontology annotation, biological process: negative regulation of innate immune response. The record is from RefSeq and is a predicted model, not a curated record. NCBI's taxonomy places the organism in Eukaryota, Metazoa, Chordata, Aves, Galliformes, Phasianidae. Gene Ontology annotation, cellular component: mitochondrion.